Molecule: messenger RNA, 2903 nt
Organism: Neomonachus schauinslandi (Hawaiian monk seal)
Lineage: Eukaryota; Metazoa; Chordata; Mammalia; Carnivora; Phocidae
Gene: ESS2
Product: ess-2 splicing factor homolog
Exons: 10
Coding region: 4-1440 (478 amino acids)
Cellular component (GO): catalytic step 2 spliceosome
Source: RefSeq, a predicted model, not a curated record
GCGAUGGAGACGCCCGGAGCAUCAACCCGGGUCCUGUCGCUUCCUGCCGCGUCCGGGCCCCGGAGGAAACGCGCGGCAGGGGAGGCCCGGGCUGCGACGAGCAAGCAACGGGUCCUGGACGAAGAAGAGUACAUCGAGGGCCUCCAGACAGUCAUCCAGAGGGACUUCUUUCCUGAUGUGGAGAAGCUGCAGGCUCAGAAGGAGUAUCUGGAGGCUGAGGAGAAUGGAGACCUGGAACGGAUGCGUCAGAUCGCCAUCAAGUUUGGCUCUGCCCUGGGCAAGAUGUCCCGAGAGCCCCCACCACCCUAUGUGACUCCCGCCACAUUUGAAACCCCUGAUGUGCACACAGGCACUGGAGUGGUGGGCAACAAGCCCCGGGGCCGGGGCCGAGGCCUGGAGGAGGGUGAUGGAGAGGUUGGCGAGGAGGAAGAGAAGGUGCCCCUGCCCAGCCUGGAUGUUUUCCUGAGCCGGUACACAAGUGAGGACAACGCCUCCUUCCAGGAGAUCAUGGAGGUGGCCAAGGAGAAGAGCCGGGCACGCCACACGUGGCUCUACCAGGCCGAGGAGGAGUUUGAGAAGAGGCAGAAAGAUAAUCUUGCACUUCCGUCGGCAGAGCACCAAGCCAUCGAGAGCAGCCAGGCCGGCGUGGAGACCUGGAAGUACAAAGCGAAAAAUUCCCUCAUGUACUACCCAGAGGGCGUCCUUGAUGAAGAGCAGUUGUUUAAGAAGCCGAGGCAGGUGGUGCAUAAGAAUACUCGCUUCCUCAGGGAUCCCUUCAGCCAGGCUCUGAGCAGGUCCCAGCUGCAGCAGGCUGCCGCCCUCAAUGCCCAGCACAAACAGGGCAAGGUAGGCCCUGACGGCAAGGAGCUGAUCCCCCAGGAUUCCCCACGAGUGGGCGGAUUUGGAUUUGUUGCAACCCCCUCUCCUGCCCCUGGUGUGAACGAGUCGCCGCUGAUGACCUGGGGGGAAGUUGAAAACACUCCCUUGAGAGUUGAAGGAUCUGAAACCCCCUACGUGGACAGGACGCCAGGGCCAGCCUUCAAGAUCCUGGAGCCUGGCCGCAGGGAACGGCUGGGGCUGAAGAUGGCCAACGAGGCCGCCGCCAAGAACCGAGCCAAGAAGCAAGAGGCCUUAAGGAGAGUGACGGAGAACCUGGCCAGCCUCACCCCCAAAGGCCUGAGCCCAGCCAUGUCCCCAGCCCUGCAGCGCCUUGUGAGCAGGACGGCCAGCAAGUACACAGACCGGGCCCUGCGGGCCAGCUACACCCCAUCUCCAGCACGCUCGACCCACCUCAAGACCCCAGCUGGUGGGCCUCAGACCCCCACGAGCACACCGGCUCCUGGCUCUGCGGCACGCACCCCCCUCAGCCAGGACCCAGCCUCCAUCACGGACAACCUGCUGCAGCUCCCUGCCCGGCGCAAAGCCUCAGACUUCUUCUAGGGUCAGGCCCGGGCCAGGCCUACGGAAGCUCCACUCGGCAGAGGACUCCGGCCUUCUGGGGACCCAGGCCCGGGCCAGAAAUGGUGACUGUCCCAGGAGCCACCGAAAAGAGGCCCGCUGGCACGAGACUUGCCCCCACGGCCCUCAGGGUAUAUCCCAGGGCCUUGUUGAUACUGUUUUCUAUAUAACCCCUGCCUGUUUCUAUCUAGUCGUCAUUAGAGAGCACGUAAGCACAGUCUGGCAGGACCGUCUUUCCGGCCCACUCCGCACGGCCCUCAGGCUGCCCUCGUGCCCACAUCAAGGUCUCAGGACUGCAGGCCUCCCUGGGAGGAAGCUUCUGGGUGAGGUGAACUUGGAAGUUCAGGGUCUCUGGGCUUUCCUGCCACUUCCUGCAUUGCUUUCUGUGGUCCCCCUGGGGCUUGGAACCUGCCUUCUGCACUGAGCUCACAGCACAUUGGGCCCUGCUCCCCAAGUUCUGUCCCCCUGAUGGAAGGAGAGAGCCCUUGGAAGUUGUGCCCCUCAGGUUCCCCUGGUGCUCUGGGUCCAGGCCCACAGCCUCACCAGCUGGGCCUAGCCCACGUGGUUUGCUGGUGACAGGGUUGCGUGGGUCCUAUGUGUCAGACAACACAUCACGUGUGGCACCUUCAAAGUGGCCUCAGAAUCACCUUCUCCAAGCACCUGGUCUCCAGCUCAGGUGGGGCGGAACUGUCUCACUUCCUGCCUUUCCCUCUCCCAGUGCUCCAGGCACCACCUUCCAUACUCACCUGAGUCACCAGCAGGAGUCGUGGGUAACAGUAACCUGGGCCACAGAGUCAAAAAGCAAUGGGGCCAGGCUCUAUGCAGACCGGAGAGUGUCACGUACACCACAGGCCACACUUGCCCAUGACCUUGAGGGCUUUGGUGACAUGGGAUAUCCAAGCUGGCUUCCAGAUGGGUCUCUUCCGGCCUUAAGUGGGGUCAGGUCGGAUCCUCUGAGGGGCUUGCACUGCCCGAGGAGACAGCCUGGAAUCUGCUCAGACCAGAGUCUUUCUUGUUUUGAGCAUACCCAGCCCUGCCCUGGCUUGGGUAUGUCUUGGGUUGUCCUGCAUGUUUCCUCGCCCCCUCCAUGAGUGCCGUGUUCCCUGGAGGUUGGCUUGGGGCCAGUCAUCUGCCUAGGCACCCACUAGUCUGUGCUCGACUGGGAGUUCCUGCCAGUUUCCAGGGGGCCAAGCCCCAGCCAAGCCCUGUAACUCACCAGGGGGCUGGGACUGGGCUCAGCGGGUGGGACCAGGACCAGGACCGCCCCAGGGGGUCAGGAAAAGUGUGGCCUUUGGUGCUUUUCCCCCAUAGGGAAGGGGGGGCGUGGGCCAGAGCAGCAUGAAGGCAGAGAGGUCUGAGUGGGUGUGUGAUGCGGAGGGAGACGCUGUCCAGGCAAGGCCGCUUAAGGCCAAGCGCUGGCCCCCCUAAGCGCUGGCUGGUGUAUG